CUAUCAGUAACCAUCAACCAUUUCUAACAACAGCUACUAUUCCAAUUUGGAAAGAAAUAUAGAAAGACUUGCCGGAAUCUAACAUACAUUAACGGUCGAAGAGAAAUAUCAAAUUCUAAAUCAAUCAGAAAAGGUUGCUCAAGAUCAUAGAAGGAUCGUUGAAAAAUGGAAAUCGCAGUGAAAUAUGAGAAUGAACUUGUUAACCUUGAAGCCACAGAGCUAAGGUUAGGCUUACCUGGAAUUGAUCAGCCUGAUGAGAAACUAAAGUUGUCUUCCAGAACCAACAACAAAAGAACUGUGGCCGAGAGAGACGAAGAAGAAGAAUGUGGAUCCAAAAGCAACUGUUCAGAUGUUUCUGAUGCUAGGGAUAGCGACCGGUUAGUCGCGCCACCUGCCAAGCAACAGGUAGUUGGAUGGCCACCAGUUAGAUCUUACAGGAAAAACUAUCUGCAACCGAAGAAGAACAUCGAAGGAGAGAAUUCAGGAAUUUAUGUGAAAGUUAGUAUGGAUGGAGCUCCUUACCUUAGAAAGAUUGAUCUUAAAGUUUAUGAGGGAUAUCAAGAACUUCUCAAGGCAUUGGAGAAUAUGUUCAAAUUCAAUAUGGGUCAUUAUUUUGAGAGUCAAGGCUACAAUGGUUCGGAAUUUGUACCCACUUACGAAGACAAAGAUGGUGACUGGAUGCUGGUUGGAGAUGUCCCAUGGGGAAUGUUCAUCUCAUCGUGCAAAAAGUUGAGAAUCAUGAGAGGAUCAGAAGCUAGAGGUUUGGGUUCCCGUGCGUAGAACGGAAGUAAUAAUCAAGAUGCUAACUAAUCAAGAAUCUCAGUACAUCAAACGGAGAUUUGUAGAGACAAAGGAAUUGCGUCUUACGUGCAUGAGCAGAAAAACAUUUCUCAUGCAGCUGCUUGGGUUCUCCUAGAAGAAACAGAGCAAGAGCUGAAUCCCUCUUUCCCAUAUCACCUGUUAAAGGUGGCUUCAAUAGCUCUUAACAGCUGGACAAAAGGAGGAAAAGAAAUCGUCCAAUCACACAUCUUGAUCUAGUUUACGUUUCAUUCUACAUAUAUUGUCAUUAGAACCAAGAUCCAUGGCAGCAGGCUUAAGAUAAGCGAGCCUUUGUGAUGUACUUAAUUAUUUUCGUGCAAUAUUAUCCCUAUCAAACAGAAACUACAUAAAUAGAGAUAGAGAUAAAGAAUAUUCUCCUGAUCCCAUCAGAAUUGUACAUAUGAUGAUAUAAACAAUAUAUCCAAAUAUUUGUCCACAUUUUGCG
Molecule: messenger RNA, 1264 nt
Organism: Papaver somniferum (opium poppy)
Lineage: Eukaryota; Viridiplantae; Streptophyta; Magnoliopsida; Ranunculales; Papaveraceae
Product: auxin-induced protein 22D-like
Exons: 3
Coding region: 166-780 (204 amino acids)
Biological process (GO): regulation of DNA-templated transcription
Cellular component (GO): nucleus
Molecular function (GO): protein binding
Source: RefSeq, a predicted model, not a curated record